Messenger RNA from Cucurbitaria berberidis CBS 394.84, 2620 nucleotides. RefSeq lists its product as uncharacterized. The transcript has a single exon. NCBI's taxonomy places the organism in Eukaryota, Fungi, Ascomycota, Dothideomycetes, Pleosporales, Cucurbitariaceae. The record is from RefSeq and is a predicted model, not a curated record. Bases 329 to 2221 code for a protein of 630 amino acids.
GAGUCGCCAGUGGUCCAUCUGCGCACUGCUCUCUGGUAACACGCGGCAAUGCGUCUCGCUGAUCUCUUAGCGCGCGUCAUGAGGCCGGCAACGUCCGCAUGAUGCAGGUCCCGGAGCUUACCAGAGCUCUCUUCGUCGUCGACAUGGACUCAGCCUGGGCUUGUCCUCUAUCGCCUCCUUUUUGUCUUGGACCUCACUCUCACUCCCUGUAGACAUACACAACUUUUCUCUAGACCAUCCUCCCCCCUCAUUCCUGCCGAUAAGCAUUCGUUCCGCCUUCAAGCUGUCGUCGCCAACCUCCCGCCACGAGCUGGCCUCCCUACCAGACAUGGGACCACAGGACGACAUUGACGACGAGGGCGCGCCUCCCCAAAUCUACCGCGACGAGGAGAAUGCCAGUCCAUUGUCCGCCGAAUCCGCAGUCCUCAUUGCCAACUCCGACGCUUCCGACCAAGAGUACUAUGCCCAAGAGCCGUAUUACGCCAGCAAAUACAUACCACCACGGUUACAACGUACAUGGGAUAGUGUUGUCGUAUGGGUCAGGGGUCCACAGCCACCGCGACCGUGGAAGAUAAGCCCAAUUUUCCCCAAGAUACAGACGGCACCUAUCCAUUUCAUGAACAAUUAUUUCCCAAAGAGAAAGCACAGGGUGCUGCUGUUGAUAUUCUUCUACGGAUGUUGGCUGUUGACUUUCGGACUGGUCUUACAUCGUAGUGCCUUUGCGGCGGAUCUACCGGGUUAUGGAAGUCCAGUCCAAGUGCGAUGUACAGACCGCUUCUGGAAUGACGGCAAUGGCUGUGGCUUGAAUGGUGAUCUUUGUCGACCCUUUGAAAACAGCUCUAUGCCAUUCCGCUGCCCCGCGAACUGCAAGCGCGUGCAGCUGCUCAAUCCACAUACUGUGGGAGAUCAACAAGUGAAUUAUCGACCCCUGGUUAUUGGAGGCCCGACGGACGAAGAGCAGACACUAGAGAACACAUACUACCGCGCCGACUCCUUCAUCUGCGGAGCAGCCAUCCAUGCUGGUUUCAUCAACGACGCGUCUGGUGGAUGUGGUGUAGUGUCCCAAAUUGGUGAAAAGAGUACAUAUGCCAGCGUCAACAGGAAGCGCAUCAAGAGUAUAGGCUUCGACUCGUACUUUCCGAGGUCCUUUGCGUUUGUCCCGGGUACCGCUGCAAAAUGUCGCGAUCUGCGCUGGCCAUUGCUAGGCGUAUCCCUGACCUUUACCAUUCUUCUCUCUCUUUUCACCACCUCACCUCCUGUCUUCUUCACGUCAAUAUUCGUAGGCGUAUUCUUCCACGUCGCACUCGCAUCAGACCCACCCAAUCUGACCGACUAUUACGCCAUCAUCAGUAUCGAUCUUGGACGUUUCCUACCCGCGAGCUUCUGCAUGUAUGCCGUGUAUAGAUUUGCAGUCCGACGCCAGUUACAGGGCCUGCACGCUCAGGUAGAGAAGACUAUCCUCUGGCUUGGCGGGUGCUGGAUCGGUGCUUUGAACAACUACACUUUUGACAAGAUACCAAUCGAACGCCUAACGCCUCACGACAUCAAGAACCAGCCAGGUGCUGUUCCUGCACUCAUCAUUAUUGUCUUGACAUUAUUCUGCAUUGCUAUUGGUCAGGCAUGGGCGCUUCGCGUAGAGGGUCGUCUACCGCGCUACCUUGCUGUCUACGGCAUUUUCGUUGCUUGUAUUCUCACUCUGGUCGCGGUUCCAAGGAUGAAUGUCCGCAUCCACCACUACAUCUUAGGCUUACUUCUUGUUCCUGGGACUUCCAUGCAGACUCGCCCAAGUCUUCUCUUCCAGGGUAUCCUGAUCGGCCUCUUCAUCAACGGUAUCGCCCGCUGGGGCUUCGAUUCGAUACUCCAAACGCCCAACGAACUUCGCGGUGACGCUCCGAUUGGCUCAUUGCUUCCUCUCAUCACUGCCCCGAUCAUUCACAACAACCUACACCUCCAUCACUUGAGACCAAACAUUACGUUCGAGUGGCACCUGCCUUUUCCUAAACAUUAUGAUGGCAUCAGUAUCUUGGUCAAUGAUGUUGAGAAGUAUCACGGGUACAAAGACAGGAUGAAGGAUAGCUGGACCUGGGUCAGGCAUAUGGAGGGUGUGAAUGAAUAUUUUCGAUUUGGAUAUCUCAAGGGUGGUGGAAGAGGCGACUACACGAAAGCAGGCGUCUGGGGAGCGGACGGCGGAUGGGCUGAGAUGGAGUCUGGGCCGUCGUAGCUAGCUUCUGAAGUUGGAUGAUUGUUCAUGAGAGCUGUACGCCUUCUCGAUGAUCUAAGCAUAGCCAUAUGAACAGUCGUCACACAGAAUGCUUAACUCCGUGAACUCCUAAUAUAAUUUACUUAGCUGGCGUCAGAACCCGAAGUCUAUGCCCGUCUAGGCUGGAAUACCCCGCUCUUGCUUCUACUGUCCGCUUGCAUCUACAGGCUUUAGGCCCAUGAUCCGCCACUGGGCUUACAUACAAUGCUAUACCUAGACCCUCUUCUUUGAACAUGAAUAAUCUCGCGUCGCGAAUUCGCCGACGACCGAAGGUAGCUCUUAGCGCGAUGGGGCGUUCAAGCUUCCCCACAAACGUCAUCCCAUGGCUUCGACGCCGAGAUCCCCGCGCUAGUUUGCAUA